AAAAAUAAUUGGAAGUGAAAAAAUAUAAAUAUGUCAUGACUAAGGAAGUGACACUAUAGAUCUACGAGUACUUGAGCUGAAAACAUAAAUCACUUCGAUCAGAAUGGGCGCCGUGCACAAAAUUUUCCUUUUGGCUUUCGUCCUUUACUCAGCGAAUGGUUAUCUUAAAGAAGAGGAUUUCGGUGAAGCAGCUACGAAAAUAGCAAUUCCGUUAAAGGAAAUGUGUAUGGAAAUUACCGGAGCUUCCCAGGAGGUGAUAGACCAGUACAAAAUCGGUCACUUCGUUGAAAAUGAAAAAGCUCAGAGAUACGUACUUUGCCUAUGGAGAGUGUCAGGUCUUAUGGAUAAAAAUUUGAAAUUGAACGAAACAUUUUUGGAUUCUAUCUUGCCACAAAAAGAGAGGGAUGCCGAUUUUCCCGGUGAAGUGAAAAAAUGUCAUGCUGUAAUAGAUCAAUUAGGUGAUGAGGAGAAUUAUCAAAAAAUUUUUGAGUUUGAAAAAUGCUUGUUCAAACUGGAUUCUGCUGAUUUCAUUAUGUUUUGAUCCGGCGAGGGAGAGUUAGUUAUGCAACCUACAAGAUGAUGGCUAUGUUCAAUUGUGAAUUUCUCAAAUAAACUUUCAGUAAAUACUG
Molecule: messenger RNA, 629 nt
Organism: Leptinotarsa decemlineata (Colorado potato beetle)
Lineage: Eukaryota; Metazoa; Arthropoda; Insecta; Coleoptera; Chrysomelidae
Molecular function (GO): odorant binding
Source: RefSeq, a predicted model, not a curated record